Verruconis gallopava is the source of this 1448-nucleotide messenger RNA. Its product is annotated as formamidopyrimidine-DNA glycosylase. Gene Ontology annotation, molecular function: DNA N-glycosylase activity; DNA-(apurinic or apyrimidinic site) endonuclease activity; damaged DNA binding. The record is from RefSeq and is a predicted model, not a curated record. The transcript is spliced from 3 exons. Gene Ontology annotation, biological process: base-excision repair. The coding region runs from base 77 to 1198 and encodes 373 amino acids. Lineage: Eukaryota; Fungi; Ascomycota; Dothideomycetes; Venturiales; Sympoventuriaceae. Gene Ontology annotation, cellular component: nucleus.
CUCCAGCGAUUUUCCUCUGUUGCCUGGCAGACCCAAAGAAAAUACCAGCCCUUUCACGCCCGGAAUCUCUGUCGCAAUGCCUGAGAUUGCGGAGGUCACUCGUGUCCUACAUUUUCUCAAAAAGCACGCCGUUGGCCGCACCAUCUCCUCGGUCGCGGCCGAGCAUGAUGACAUCGUGUACGGAAAGGUGGGCUGUAGUGCAGAUGCGUUCAAGAAGGCAAUGACGGGAAAGAAGAUCCUGGAUGCUCGCCAGCAAGGGAAAUACUUCUGGCUGGUCAUGGACUCUCCGCCACACCCGGUCAUGCAUUUCGGCAUGACCGGCUGGCUGAAGUUCUCCAACGACGACUCGAGCUUCUACAAGCCCACAAAAGACGAGGACAAGGUCUGGCCGCCCAAGUUUCGCAAGUUCGUGCUGAGCGUCAAGGGCAAUGACGGCGAGGAGGACAGGGAAGUAGCCUUUGUAGAUGCUCGGCGGCUCGGCAGAAUACGACUUGUAGACUGCGAGGCGGAUCAGAUAAGAAAGAUGAGCCCGCUGAAGGAGAAUGGGCCAGACCCGGUCAUCGACAAGGACAUACUCACGCAGGAUUGGCUUAAGAAGAAACUGCGCAGCAAGAAGGUGCCCGUUAAAGCGCUGCUGCUGGAUCAGGCCAACAUAUCAGGCGUAGGAAAUUGGGUGGGCGACGAGGUGCUCUACCAAGCGCGUAUUCACCCUGAGCAAUACAGCAACACGUUGAGCGACUCGCAAGUCAAAGACCUCCACACCGCUCUCAUUGACGUGUGCACUACCGCAUGCGACCUCCUGGCAGACGCAGACAAAUUCCCCAAAACGUGGUUGGUGAAACACCGCGCAAAAGGCAAGAAAGGCGCGGGUGUGCUGCCUAAUGGAGACAAGAUCAUACAUCUCACCGUCGGUGGACGCACAUCUGCUGUCGUGCCCAGCGUGCAGAAGAAGACGGGCCCCGUGGCUGGCGAUGCUGACGAGCAAGACGAGCAAGACGAAGAAGAUGAGAAGCCAGCGAAGAAGGCGAAAAGGGACAAGGAGCCUACAAACGGUGUGGAGAACGACUCGCUGAAGAAGAGGAAAGCCACUGCAGAUGCCGUUAAGGAAGAGCAAAACGCACCGAAGAAAGCAAAGGAAGCAAAGGAAGCAGCGACACCAACAACGGGACGCAGGCGCUCAGGUCGAGGUGCCAAAUGAUUGAUCAUCUCCUUUGUUCAUUUCGUCAUGUGGACUCCGUCAGAUGUGCCCAUGUCUUUUGCUGCUCUUGGAGUGCACAGAAGGUCUAUUUUUCUUUAUUUUUUGUUCUCUAAAUAAAAGGGCAUGAUUCAUCUCUACCAUAGCCUGAAGUAGAGUUAUGAUGUGUAUGCAGAGAGUAAGUGCUGAUCCCUAGAAUAUGGGGUAUACAAUUAAGAUCACAUGAUUUUGUUUGAAGGGAAGCUUUAUUGCA